GGGGGCGGAGCGGGCAGGGAGCCGGCAGGGUGCGGGGCUCGGCCGGGCGGCCCGCGGUGAUGAUGGGGGUGCUGGCGUUGGGGUUGGCGUGCUGCCUGCUGCGAGCGGCCCACGCCGCGUUCCCGGUGCCCGCGGGCGCUGCUGGGCGUCCUCCGUGGAACGGAGGAGGACGGGAGGAAGAAGCGGCGGCGCUGCGGGAAAGUGCGAAAAGAAUUAGAUUACUGAAUUCACCAUCAAAUGAUAAUGGAUCUGCUUUCUAUGGGAAAAAUCAGUUUUCUCACCUCUUUCCUGAAGAGUUCAAAGCUAUUUACUUAAGAAGCAUACCUCACAAACUCCCCAGAUACAUAAAAGUGCCAAAGGGAAAGGAAAAACCUUUGCCAAAGAAGUUUGACUGGAGGGACAAGAAAGUCAUUGCAGAAGUGAGAAAUCAGCAGACAUGUGGAGGCUGCUGGGCUUUCAGUGUUGUGGGUGGUAUAGAGUCUGCCUAUGCAAUUAAAGGAAAUAAUCUGGAAGAACUCAGCGUGCAGCAGGUUAUCGAUUGCUCGUACAGUAAUUAUGGUUGCAGUGGUGGUUCCACAAUAACUGCUUUGAGCUGGCUGAAUCAGACCAAAGUCAAACUUGUGAGAGAUUCAGAGUACACUUUUAAAGCUCAGACAGGACUGUGCCAUUAUUUCGCUCACUCGGAUUUUGGAGUUUCAAUAGCAGGAUUUGCUGCAUAUGAUUUCAGUGGUCAGGAGGAGGAGAUGAUGAGAGUACUUGUUGACUGGGGACCUUUGGCAGUAACAGUAGAUGCAGUUAGCUGGCAGGAUUAUCUUGGUGGGAUCAUACAGUAUCACUGCUCCAGUGGAAAAGCAAAUCAUGCUGUACUUGUCACUGGUUUUGACAGAACAGGUAGCAUCCCUUACUGGAUUGUACAGAACUCUUGGGGCCGCACAUGGGGAAUAGAUGGCUACGUUCGUGUGAAGAUAGGCAGCAAUGUCUGUGGAAUAGCAGAUACAGUUUCAUCAGUAUUUGUUUGAUUCUGGCUAAAGACUAAGGAUUAUCAUUUAGCAUACACUGUGUAUGAAGAUUUUACUUCAAAGCAACAUUUCCUAAAAUAAGAACAGACUGCACGAAGAGUUCCUGCUUUUUAAGCAUGACAGGAAGUGGUCGGCUGGAGUUUUUAAGUAUGUUUUUAUUUGGCACGUGUGUUAUGUAUCAGAUCUCCCAUGGAAUGAGAAGUCUUCAAAUCAACCACAGAGCGUGCAGAGGAAGUUGCAAAGAGAAAUUGAAACUGCUAAGGUGAACUUAGGUACCAAUUACUAAAAAGUACAUUCCUUUAAAAAUUCUUUUGAGAAAAAAAGUGAUAGCAAAUAAGAAAUUUGAAUCCACUAAUCAGUGGUAUGAUGGAGUAUAAUCAAAAUGCUUUAAGCAUCAGAAACACAACGGUUCUCUGCUUUUAAUUAGGAGAGGAGGGUGCUAGGAGAGAACACUUAUGUUUUGCUACCUGUUUUGUCUUUUCUAGCAUCUCUGGUUGACACCUCCUUUUUGUGAAAUCCUACAUUUUUCUCAAAAGCUAGAUGAACAGAGGAGUGAAAUAGCCAUGAAGCAAUCUCCAGAGCAGCCAGGGUCUCUGUAAUACUAUAGUCCUUCUAUUUCAGUCUUUCUCCUUUUGUUGGGUAGAUAAGACUUCAGAGAUUUUUGAAGUAGGAAAGUGUAUUUUGAAAAGGGCCUCAAAUAUGGUAGUCUUCUGAAUUGAUUUGUUAAAGGGGUAGGAGAGCAAGAAGAAAACCUUAUUUAGAUGAACCAAGGCCAUUCUAGUGGCUUAUCAUCAUCUCUGCCCUGCCAGGACAGAAAUGUUUGCAACCCAACCAUUCUGUGCUUUUGGUAGCUCUCAGUUCCACACUCCUCUUUUCUCUACUUCACAGCUUACACUGGAACAGCUGUGAAACAAGUGAAAAAAUUAUCUAUCAUAAAAAAAAAAAGCCUGGCUGUAGAUAGAUGUAAAGUCUUUGCCACCUUUAGGAAGUUAGGAAUUACAUCAUAUUCCAAGUAGAGCAGAUUUCCCUACAGAAAUAUUAAACUCAUGUAGGAGAGAUUUGCUGGGAAUCAUAAGGUGGUUCCAGCUUUGCUGAUUUGUGUAACUACAGUUGGAGGCAAAUGUAACUAGAACUGACAACAAGCAUUUCUAAGAUGCUCUGACUCUGUCAUCUGGAAUGCUUUACCCUUGUCCUUUAUUGAGCACUGUUACAAAAAGCUUUGAAGCAAUUCUAUAACUUUUGCACUUGCUGUACCCUGCUAAUGAUUAGUGUAAUGUUUUUAUAACAGAUGCCAUGAAUGUUCAUCAUUGUCUUGUAUUGUCACCUUAGUUCUCUUUCUAAGAAUCAUUAUUUUAUGUGGGGAAAAAAAAAACCUAAGUGCUAAAUGUCCAGUUCUGUUCCCAUCUCUAACAGGCUUAAACUACCGAAUAACAAAAGGGGAAGCAUUUUGUGUAAUAUGACCGUACCUUAGCAGAUUACAGACAACAAACAGCACACUUUCCUGAUGGGACGGGAUAAGAACAGCUAAACUUCUCAAUUGGCAUCAGAGCAAUGUGUUUUUAUAGCAGUACCAAACAUUGAAGGUCCAGCUAUGCUUCUGAUGUGGUACAACCAAGCCUGACUAGAGCACAAAGAUACAGAACUCCUCACCAGAAAUUAAGGCCUGCAGAAAACGUGUUUUCCAGAGAAGCAUUUAGCAACAGUGCAUCUAAUGAGAAGAUGACACGGCUUUAUCCUACCCUGUGGUCAAAGUUACCUCACUUUUAUGAUGCAACAAUUUUAUCCUCGUUUCAAUGAUAUUUUGAUUAAAAAAAAUACUCUAAACAGCUGUCAUAUUGUUGUGCGAAUGUUAUGCUUGUUUUAGAAGAAGGCAACAAAAGAGUAACUUGAAUACUGCUUUAUUUGAAGCGUGAAGUAGGCAUUUAUCACUACUAUUCUUAACAGUAUUUCUAAUGAAGGCCUUUAUAUUCUUUUGUAAGAAAAUUCCAGAGGCUUGGGUUUCCGCAGAUUCAGGAUAUUUGUUCAAAAUCCAGCUUUUAAAGAUCUUAACCUGAAAUUUCUUUUGGAACUCUACAGCUCUCUAUCAUCUUAAGCUGAUGAGAAUAAUUACAUCUUCAACUCAAAGUAAAUUACUAACAGCCAUUAGGUAAACUGACACAUAGAAAUAUAUGUGCAUAUAAGAUGUGAUGAUGAUAAUCUGUAUAAUUUUUUCCUGUCUCCAAGUAUAGAUUUUUAGAUAAAAACAUUCAAUUUAGCUAGCCAUUGGUUUGAAUUGGAUUUUUUUCUUUAAUAGAGCCUGAAUCAGUGCAAGAUUAUUUUCUCUACAGACAAUUAAAUUUAUUCAAUAAGUCAAGUGGAAUAUU
Tympanuchus pallidicinctus (lesser prairie-chicken) is the source of this 3382-nucleotide messenger RNA. It is a transcript of the gene CTSO, whose product is annotated as cathepsin O. Lineage: Eukaryota; Metazoa; Chordata; Aves; Galliformes; Phasianidae. The coding region runs from base 60 to 1019 and encodes 319 amino acids. The record is from RefSeq and is a predicted model, not a curated record. The transcript is spliced from 8 exons. Gene Ontology annotation, cellular component: lysosome. Gene Ontology annotation, molecular function: cysteine-type endopeptidase activity.